UUCUCCGCUCACGCUACAAAACGUCAUGACGUUCAUGGUUCAAGUUCAAAAUGAAGGAAGGUGACGCGUGGCCGGUCUGGCAGCGCGUGAAGUUCGUUCGGGCGAACAGACGGCGAAUCUGCAGAACGCGCGCUGGCUUACUUCGCGAGAUGUGAUGGGGUUCGCGCAUGCGCACAGCGCCCCCAGAAGACCGCAGCUCCUUAGGCGCAGAAAUCUGAGCAGGUGAGAGAUCGGCGCGUGGCAUUCGCACGGGUUAUGUCCGUGGACCUGCAGCCACGCGAAACUACAGUCGGUAGUUUCCUUAACCUGCAUGCCGCGAGGCGAUCCACAAAGACGGAGCUCCACCGCGUUAGCGCGCUAAUCGCCCGCGGCGCUGGCGUUCUAACGGAGGGGCACGGUCUCGGUCCGAGUGACGUUUGCACCGUUUUCAUCCAGUGACCGCUGUCGCGACGUCGAUGUCCGUGACAUGGGCGAUUAGACUCUCAUCUGAUCAGCAAACGUGUGCACUCAGCGGUCAUGUCACAGGAGGAUUUCGGCGUGUUCGUGGACUGGUCUCGGAUGGGUGACGUGUCCCGCGGGGAUGCGACCACAGACAAGGCCGAGUACAAGGACCUGAAGGAUCUGAAACAUCAGGCCCGCACGGGACACUGGGCGUGCAGCCACGCCCGCCGCGCCCUCGUGUACCGUGAGCUCAUCAAGGCCCUGCCCUGCCGCACGGUGACCCCGGACGCCGCAGUGUACCGGGACGGCGAGGGCCAGGGUGCGGGCGGGCGCUCCUCCGCGCUUGUCCCGCUGCCAGACUGCGUGGACGGGGCGGCGGUCCCGCGCUACUGCCUGCGCGCGGAGGCCGUCGGCUCGGUGCACGCGGUGGUGGCGCGGCUGGCGAGCGAGUUCCCAGACGUGGCGCACUGCCCUGCACUCCCUGCUGUCGCUGCCCUGCUGCUCCACUGGAGCGCCGACGAGGCCCAGUGCUUUGAGGGCACUGCCCGCAUGCUGGCCUGCAACGACCCUGAACGCCACCUGCUCGACCAGACAUACCUCGCCUACCAGUCCUCCUGCAUGACCUUCGGCGACCUCGCCCGCAAGUACUGCCCCACUGCCCACAAGCUGAUGGUCGCCGCAGCGACAGACGUGCUGGAGGUCUAUGGCGAUUGGCAGCGGUGGGUGUUGGGUGACCUGCCGUUCGCACACGCUGCCCGCGUCAUGGACGUGUUCCUCGUGGAGGGCUACAAGGUUCUGUACCGGGUCGCUCUGGCCCUGCUGAAAUUCUACUGCAAGCAGAAAGUGCCUGGGCUCGCGGAGCAGGGCUCAGCUGGAGUGCGGGAUGAUAUCCGGGCCUUCGUGCGGGGCCUGGACUCCAGCGUGACCCCAGAGAAGCUGCUGGAGAAAGCGUUCUCCUUCAGGCUCUUCAGCAGGAAAGAGAUUGGCCUCCUACAACACGCCAACGAGAAAACACUCCGCCAGAAAGGAAUCACCGUGAGGCAGAAGAGGCAUGAUAUUCAGUUAGCAGUGAGCUCUGAGAACUUCUCCUCUGAGGUUGUGAGUGUGAGGGAGAUCAGAGAGAUCUGGGCAUGGCUACCAGAGCGCUUUGCCCUGUGCCAACCACAGCUGCUGUUCAGUACUGCCACACACGGCUGCAGUAUCAGCAGGUUUUAUUCUCACUGUGAGGGACAUGAACCUACACUGCUACUAAUAAAGACUACAGAGGGAGAGGUGUGUGGGGCGUUCCUGUCCACUGACUGGGAGGAGAGGAGGCGCCAUGGGAACAAGCUCAGCUAUUUUGGCACAGGGGAGUGUUUUGUCUUCAAAAUGAAGCCAGAGAUGGAGCGCUAUGAGUGGGUCGUUAUUAAGACCACAAUGUCUGAGGGGCAGCUGGAAGAUGGAGGUCUGGACGCAGAUGCCAAUGCUAAUUCACAGAGCCUUGCUCAAGAGACCACACCCUCAUCCGUCACUGACCACGCCCACCUCUCACCUUUCCUCGCUGCCAGACACUUCCGUCUGAACACCAGCAACACUUCUAUGUUCAUGGCGGGAAACGUUGAUUGCAUCAUCAUCGGAGGGGGCGAUGGCAACGCGCUGUAUAUUGACUCGGAGCUGAAUCACGGACGCACGAGCCGCUGUACCACCUUUGACAACCCGCCCCUCUGUUCUGAAAGUUUCCAGAUCGCCCUGCUUGAGGUCUGGGGCUUCCAGGACACCAUGUCGACCUAACAACCAAUCACUACGCCUGCAGACCAGGUGGAAGGCCAAGGUUGCCAUGGUCACUCGGUUGUCAGGGAUGUGGGUAGAGAUGAGGGGGCGACCUGUUUCGUACCAGAACAUCUGUGGUAUUAUUGUAGAAUUGUACAUAUUUGUACUACGAUGGUGUCUCAUCAUGUGACCUAAUGAGUUACAUUUUGUAUUUGUUUUGUAAAGUUCCAGUUGUGUAUAAAAGGUUGUGGAGAAGUGCCAGGCAUCACUGGGUACUCCUCAAGAACUCAGUCAGAGCCCUAUGUGUGAGAUCAUUAGCUACAGGUCUUCUCCACUCCAAAGGGUCUAAUAAAGCGCUCUCUCCCCUCAUCAGUACCAUAUCAGGAUCUGUCAGACACUGGUUGGUUGUUAACAUCUAGUCACAUGUUAGUCAGGUGUUGCGUAGCUGUUGUUUGGACAAGCGUUGUCUGUGCUGUCUCAGGUGAAUGUUGUGGAGACGCUGGAGCUUGCAGGGUUCUUCUGUGGAAGUGUUUCAGUGCUAUUGGAACGGUCCAGUACAGGUGCUCCUAGCAGCACUAGCGUGGAGCUCUGGUGGACCAAAUGCUCAUGGAGAAUAGUAUUUCUUGUAAAGUGAAGGUCCGAUACAACACCAGCAUGUCGGGAGGGUCCGGUCUUCCGCUCCCCCACCCUAACAAUCAGCAAACUUCAUUGUGCAACCGAAUAUCAACAUUGAUCUGUCUCAUCUCUUACACAGUGGAAAUAGUGUUUGUUACAACUUUGUCUUUUUGUUAGAUCAGGUUUCAGUGUUUUUCUGCCAGCCAGCUCUGUGCUGGGUGAAUGAUUUGCAGCUGUUGGGUUUAAUGUGGAUAAUGGUCUGUAGAGGUCAGAGUUCAACUCUGGCCUGUCUGAGCCAUAAUUUCCUGUAAGGAAACGUAUCUGCAUAAUUCAGAUUCACAGUCCAUUCUUACAUUCACCGUGUUUGGGAAAGGUUGUGUGGUUUGAGUUGUUUGUGAAGGGUGCAGCCAUGAUUGUACUGAAGUAAUGAUGAAACGUACUUUCACAAACGGACCGCGGCCUCCGUCUGUAGCUAUAACACACUCGCGCGUGAAAAGCUCGUGUCUAGACGUCAGGGCACGCGCACAUCCUAAUGAACAAAGUCCUGCGCGCGGCGAGAGCAGCUAGAGGCCCAUCGUUGGGCUGCACGCUCGUUCAAAGAAAUCGCAUCCAAAAGACUUGGACUAAAACCAUCAUGAACCGUUGGCCUGGAGGAACAGAAUCAGUGUCAAAUGUUGAAAUACUGCCGUGUCAUCUCAGUCUGUCUCCCCACACUUCUCUGUCCUGUCAGGACUGUUCUUUCUCACUCUAUUUGAAGGAAAACUGUAGAUGUCUGAUAGCGACUGACACUAGGCAGUAUUAUUGUGUAGGUGUUGUAUCGCUAAAAUGAGACAUGUGAAUAUAAUGUCAAUAAAUACACAAACACAAACACCACAGAUGUGAAGGGCUAUGUUCAACCAUGCUGGUGACACUCAAAUGUCCCUGCUAUGUCACAAGAUACUUCAAUAUUUCUAUCAGAAUAAUGGGAUUUCUUUUCCCAAACAAAAUUAAGAGAAUUGUAUUGUGGUUCCUGGUUAUGCUUACUUAUGUAUUUAGUCAAAUGAUUCAGUAGUUUAGAAACAUUUCUGUAAUCUCCCAAAAAUGUCACGUAUGUGGGGAUGUGGACUCGUGCUUUUAUAUUACAAGAACAUGCAGUGUUCUUUUAUGCAGCACUACUGCAAUUAUGCAUAAUCCACGUUCACAGUUCAUUCUUACACUGUGCUGUUUGUGAAAGGUUGUGUGGUUUGAGUUGUUCGUGAAGGGUGCAGCCAUGACUGUACUGAAGGAAUAAAGAAAUGUACUUUCACUGAAAAUAAAUAUUCAAAGAAACCGCA
This is a messenger RNA of Electrophorus electricus (electric eel), 4118 nucleotides long. It is a transcript of the gene tbc1d24, whose product is annotated as TBC1 domain family, member 24. The record is from RefSeq and is a predicted model, not a curated record. NCBI's taxonomy places the organism in Eukaryota, Metazoa, Chordata, Actinopteri, Gymnotiformes, Gymnotidae.